Messenger RNA from Myotis daubentonii (Daubenton's bat), 4516 nucleotides. RefSeq names its product MAGUK p55 scaffold protein 2 (gene MPP2). Gene Ontology annotation, molecular function: protein binding. Lineage: Eukaryota; Metazoa; Chordata; Mammalia; Chiroptera; Vespertilionidae. The record is from RefSeq and is a predicted model, not a curated record.
GCCCCUGGCGGGGAAGGCAGCCCGAAGCCGGAGUGCAGGCUGCUCCUGGCGUCCGGGGCCGGGUGGGGGGCCGCUACGGCGGGCAGCCCAGGCAGCGGGGCCUCCUUGGGGGUUACAUCCCGGGGAUCCUCUGAGGAAGCCGACCUCCGAAGGAAAGCCAUGCAGCAAGUCCUGGACAACUUGGGAUCCCUUCCCAAUGCCACGGGGGCUGCAGAACUGGACCUGAUCUUCCUGCGAGGCAUUAUGGAAAGUCCCAUAGUAAGAUCCCUGGCCAAGGCCCAUGAGAGGCUGGAGGAGACGAAGCUGGAGGCUGUUCGGGACAACAACCUGGAGCUGGUGCAGGAGAUCCUACGGGACCUGGCGCAGCUGGCCGAACAGAGCAGCACAGCCGCUGAGCUGGCCCGCAUCCUCCAGGAGCCUCACUUUCAGUCCCUCCUGGAGACGCACGACUCUGUUGCCUCAAAGACCUAUGAGACACCACCCCCCAGUCCCGGCCUGGAUCCCACGUUCAGCAACCAGCCGGUGCCUCCUGACGCUGUGCGCAUGGUGGGCAUCCGCAAGACCGCUGGAGAACAUCUGGGCGUGACAUUCCGCGUGGAGGGUGGCGAGUUGGUGAUCGCACGCAUCCUGCACGGGGGAAUGGUGGCUCAGCAAGGCCUGUUGCAUGUGGGUGACAUCAUCAAAGAGGUGAAUGGGCAGCCCGUGGGCAGCGAUCCCCGUGCGCUGCAGGAGCUCCUGCGCAGCGCCAGCGGCAGCGUCAUCCUCAAGAUCCUGCCCAGCUACCAGGAGCCCCAUCUGCCCCGCCAGGUAUUUGUGAAAUGCCACUUUGACUAUGACCCGGCCCGAGACAGCCUCAUCCCCUGCAAGGAGGCGGGCCUGCGCUUCAACGCCGGGGACUUACUCCAGAUUGUAAACCAAGAUGAUGCUAACUGGUGGCAGGCAUGCCACGUGGAAGGAGGCAGUGCUGGGCUCAUCCCCAGCCAGCUGCUGGAGGAGAAGCGCAAAGCCUUCGUUAAACGGGAUCUGGAGCUGACGCCCAACUCAGGGACCCUAUGCGGCAGCCUUUCGGGGAAAAAAAAGAAACGAAUGAUGUAUUUGACCACCAAGAAUGCAGAGUUUGACCGCCAUGAGCUGCUCAUCUAUGAGGAGGUGGCCCGCAUGCCUCCUUUCCGCCGGAAAACCCUGGUGCUGAUCGGGGCUCAGGGUGUGGGUCGGCGCAGCCUGAAGAACAAGCUCAUCAUGUGGGAUCCAGACCGCUAUGGCACCACGGUGCCCUACACAUCCAGGCGGCCCAAAGACUCAGAGCGGGAAGGCCAGGGUUACAGCUUUGUGUCCCGAGCGGAGAUGGAGGCUGACAUCCGUGCUGGGCGCUACCUGGAACAUGGCGAAUACGAGGGCAACCUGUAUGGCACACGUAUCGACUCCAUCCGGGGUGUGGUCGCUGCCGGCAAGGUGUGCGUGCUGGAUGUCAACCCCCAGGCGGUGAAGGUGCUGAGAACAGCGGAGUUUGUCCCUUACGUGGUGUUCAUCGAGGCCCCUGAUUAUGAGACCCUUCGGGCCAUGAACCGGGCUGCACUGGAAAGUGGGGUGUCUACUAAGCAGCUCACGGAGGCGGACCUGAGACGGACGGUGGAGGAGAGCAGCCGCAUCCAGAGGGGCUACGGGCACUACUUUGACCUCAGCCUGGUCAACUGCAACCUGGAGAGGACCUUCGGCGAGCUCCAGGCCGCCAUGGCGAAGCUGCGGACGGAGCCGCAGUGGGUGCCUGUCAGCUGGGUGUACUGAGCCUGCUCGACUGGACCUUGUCCCCUCUGGGUUGUGACCCAGAGACCUGAAUCCAUCCCUUUCCCAACCAUGACCCUCAACCACAGUCCUGAGCUCCAGUCCCUGGGGCUCUGGCUCCCUGGGAAGCAGCUCCUCGCAGGUCCCGAGACUGGCUUCGGCGCAGAGGCAUGCACUGCCAGGGAGGUGGGUGUUCGUGGGGUACCUCUGUGCCCAGGUGCUGCCCCCUCCUGAUGCCCAUUAGCCACCAGAUGUUCCUCUUGAGGGCCACGCUGUGCCCAGGAGUGUGUCAGUCACCGCCCAAAGGCUCAGACCAGAGAAGAGAAGAUGCUUUGGGACCACGUGGUCAGUAGGUACACUGCCCCUGCCACCCCUCUCCAGUCACCUUCUCUCCUCUGGACUGGCCACCCCACCCUGUUCCCGAGCUCCUCCCACCUCUCACCCCUCUGUCCUAGGAGCAGGCCUUAGGCUUUUUCUAUGUGGCCAGGGGAGUGCAAGGCCCCCUGGCAGCUAGGCAGGCCUGGCAGUGGGGCCAACCUGGUGCCAUCCGGAAGGCUGCAGGAGCCAAAGCAUGAGCCAGUUGUCACAGCUGGGGGCAGUGCAGCUCUCUGCUCCCGGGAACGAGGCAGAGUCCCGUGAAUGGACCCUGCCCGGUAUCUCCCUCACCCACAGCUUUUCACUGCCGAAGUCUCUCCACGGACUUCUCCAAUGUGCCCGCAGGUCAGCUCUGCGUCCUGCAGGGCCAGGCCGGCAGGGGGCAGCAGGCACAGCCCAGGCCAGGGGGGGGUUGGAGGCUGAGCCCUGUCCCCAGGAGCCUGCUACUACUGACCGAAGAGCUCCAAGCUCUCCAUGGCCCAUGGGGAGGACACGCCUGGGCUCCCUGUUCACAACCAUUGUCCAUGUGGCCUUUGCUCUGGCCAGGUCCACGUGGUCCACUAGUGUCAGGACUGAUGGGGGCGGGGGGCUCAGGAAGGAUGCGGAGGGAAGCUGUGAGCACUGUGCUCUGACAGGCUCCUCAUUGCCCAGCGCCAGGGGGUGCCAUCCAUACUGUUUCUGUGCAGGUUACGUCCACAUGCGACCCCCCUGGUCUGGGUUCUGCCACUGGCAUGUGUGUGUCGGGCUUGGUUUUUGGAGAAGAGACACUUUGGAGGUCACUCUUUGUGUCCCCUUUUCAGGGUUUCCCAGCAGCUCCCCUGUCUUAUGAGGCACUUAUCCCAGAUUCUAGAGCCUUGACCCGCCCAGAGAUCUUCCUCCAGCUCUUUUAUUGUCCCCUGACCCUAAAUGCCACUCUCCUGUCCUUGGUGAGGGCAAUUGUGUAAAAUAGGAGACUCCCUUUUUUUUUUUAGAGAAAGGAAGGAGAGAGAGAGAGAGAGAGAGAGAGAGAGAGAGAGAGAGAGAGAGAGAGAGAAAGAGAAACAUCGAUUGGUCGUUUUCCCAUGUGCCCCAACUGGUGAGUGAACCUGGAACCUGGGUGUGUGCCCUGACCGGGAAUCGAACCCACAACCUUUUGGUGUAUGGGUCGAUGCUGCAACCACCUGAGUCAUACUAGCCAGGGUGAGAAUCCCUUUUGAGAAAAGAAUGCUGUCCUCAACUUCCCCAGGCAUAUCAUCCCUCAUCCUUCUCUGUGCUCCUUCCUGAGGUGAGCCUGUCCUUGCUAGGGGAUCCCCUAGCCCAGUGAUGGUGAACCUAUGACACCCGUGUCAGAGGUGACACGCGAACUCAUUUUUUUGGUUGAUUUUUCUUUGUUAAAUGGCAUUUAAAUAUAUAAAAUAAAUAUCAAAAAUAUAAGUCUUUGUUUUACUAUGGUUGCAAAUAUCAAAAAAUUUCUAUAUGUGACACGGCACCAGAGUUAAGUUAGGGUUUUUCAAAAUGCUGACACGCCGAGCUCAAAAGGUUCGCCAUCACUGCCCCAGCCUCUGUGCCCCCCAGUACUUCUGAAUGUCAGUCAUGUUCGCUGCAGCGUCAGCCCAAGCUGGCCCUGAACCACUGUGUGCCCAUUUCCUAGGGAAGGGGAGGGAGAAGAAACAGAAUAUUUAUUACAAAGUUAGAAAUAUAUUUAUUAUAUUAGGGAUCUCAUUGCAUUUGCAUAAGAUAUGCAAAUGAGAUGUCAGGGUCAAGUCUGCUCCCAUCUCAUUUGCAUAGCUCUGCAUCCACUAUGCAGUCAUCUUUAUACUCCUCUUUUCCCUUUAUUCAGCCUUCUUUUUAUCCUUAAUUCAACUCUUACAUCACCCUCACCCUCAGCCCAAGGGGACUGGGAGUGGGAGGAAAAUGGGGUGUCCUUUGCCAGGUCCCACCUCACCUGGUUAACCUCUGACCAAAAGAUGGGGUCGGGGGGUGGGGGGGAGCUGGGCACAUUGCUGGGGAGUUGGCAGGUGGCCCUUUAGGGUGAAUCUCCAGUGUUGAUGCUCUCUGGCACCUUCACCUCUAGUGAUCCCCAGGGGGCAGGGCUGGGCCCCUCUCCUGUCCCCAUCCCUCUCUGAACAGCGUGCUACCUCCCCUGCAUAAGCCCCACUCCAUGGAACAGGUGUGUGCACCCACGAGUUAGCUCUGACUCUGUCCUCCCCCCUCCCACUGUGGACGCUUGUAUUUGAGGGACCUCAGGAUAAUGAGGCCCCUGCCCCCCACAGUCUGAACCCAUUUCCCCUCCCCUCCCUCCCUCAGCCUUCCAGUUCCUGAGCUUUCUGUCUGACUGGUUUUCUUUCUUUUCCGUUGAUUAAAUGUGAAAGCAAAGGCA